AUGGAGCAGAGUUUCGAGAUUCUAGGCGCGGAGAGGCGCGAAGAGACGCGAACAAUGUCGCGCGUGAUGUGCACAGCCAUCGGCUUUCAAUCAAACCCAACUUACUCAUCACCCAAAAAAGUUAUGCGCCGUGCAGGAACAGUGCUCGCCCGGAAUCGAGGCAACGGGCUGUACCAGGCCUCCAGACGCCGGCUGAAUCUCGACUCGACGCCAGACUUGGGCUGUCGAGUGACGACGCUGCCCAAUAAGAUACGCGUCGCGACCGAGGCAACUCCGGGACACUUCUCGUCAGUCGGGUUGUAUGUUGAUGCGGGUUCGAGGCUCGAGACGCCGAGCACCUCAGGGUCCAGUUAUUUCCUGGACAGGAUGGCGUUUAGAGCGACGAGUACACGGUCAGGCGACGACAUGGCGGCAGCCGUGCACUCACUCGGUGGCCAAAUUCUUUGCUCCUCCUCCAGAGAAGCAAUCAUGUAUCAGUCGUCGCAUUUCCACAAAGGAACGCCGGAGGCAAUGUCCCUCAUUGCCGACACAGUUCUGAACGCGUCGUUUCUACCUGAGGAAAUCGAACUUCAGCGCGAUGCAGCGCGGUACGAGAUCCGGGAAAUCUCAUCCAAGCCGGAACAAAUCCUUCCCGAGAUCCUUCAUGCUGUUGCUUAUGGCAACACUGGCUUGGGCAACGCGUUAAUGUGUCCCGAGGAACAGGUGGACAGGAUCAACGGAUUCACCCUACGAACGUUCAUGAAGCAGUGGUACCGGCCAGAAAGAAUGGUCAUCGCUGGAGCUGGAAUGCCUCACGAAGAGCUGGUUGAGUUAGCAGACAAGUACUUCUCUUCGCUGAAAGCUGCCGACGUGAGCAUCCCACCACCAAGACCGAUCGUGCCCCAGCCGCUCUCGUCUGCCACCUCCCAACCGUCUGUCGUGCACUCGCUAUCCCGUGCGGCAUCGUUCUUGUACCCCAACUCUGCUUCCGACGAACAGAGCCUGGAUAUCACCCCUCCGCCAUCUCUGUCUUCGAGUUAUCAGGGCGGGCACCGGUUCAUCUACGACCCCGAGUCGGAGUUCGACCAUCUGUACGUCGCGUACGAGGGCGGGGGCAUCCACGACGACGACAUCUACGCGCUGGCGACGAUGCAAGUGCUGCUCGGGGGCGGGGGGUCCUUCUCUGCGGGAGGGCCGGGCAAGGGGAUGUACUCGCGCCUGUACACUCAUAUCCUCAACUACUAUCCGCAAGUGGACCACUGCCAGUCCUUCAACCACAUCUACACGGACUCGUCGUUGUUCGGUCUCUUUGCUACGUUCGUUCCGGGCGGAGAACGGGGUGGAAACUCGCCGACCCAGAUUCUGCCGCAUCUAGUGCACCAACUUUCGCUGCUGCUCCACACGCCCGUGCCGGCUGCCGAGCUGAGCCGGGCGAAGAACCAGCUCAAAUCAGCGCUGAUGAUGGCAUUGGAAAGUCAGGCUGUGGAAGUCGAGGAUCUCGGCCGUCAGAUGCUGGUCCACAACCGCAAGAUUCCCAUCCAUGAAAUGACUGCCAAAAUCGACCAGUUGACACCGGCCGACAUCAAGACAGUGGCCGACAAGGUCUUUGGUGCGCAGUCAGGCAACAAGCCGACGAUUCUCUGCAAGGGACAUGAGGAUGUGGGCUCGUGGAAGGAGAUCUUUGACAGAUACAGCGUCAGCAGCGGAUAA
Messenger RNA from Mycena citricolor, 1689 nucleotides. The record is from the annotation of a GenBank genome assembly. NCBI's taxonomy places the organism in Eukaryota, Fungi, Basidiomycota, Agaricomycetes, Agaricales, Mycenaceae.